GUACCUUGUGUGCCAGAGCCUCAUCAACCGCGGUCCGACACAAUUUCCUACCCCCAUCUGUCACGGUUUGAACAUUUAUACAGCCCUAUCAACAAUAUCACUGGAGUAUCGCAAAUUAAAGGAAGUAAAGCAACCCGAGAAUGGCACUCAUCACGAUCUCCGGCUACCCGUCUUCUGGAAAAACAAGAAGGGCCGAACAGAUCAAAGCACAUUUGCAGGCUCGUCUACAAGACCCAAACUACGCUGGACCUAGGCUGAAGGUGUCCGUGCUCUCUGAUGACGAGCUUAACAUUGAGCGACAUGUGUACAGCGACGGCAGAGCAGAGAAGCCUGCGCGUGCCGCUCUCUUCACGGCGAUCCAGCGACAAUUGAGACAGGAUACAAUUCUGAUCGUGGAUGCGAUGAACUACAUCAAGGGCUUCCGGUAUCAAAUGUAUUGCGCAGCCCGCGAGGCGAAGCUCAGAGUGUGCACUGUGUUCGUCGUGGCGACUCCGGAGUUGUGCAAAGAGUGGAAUGCCGCCCGUGAAGAUGGCCAUGCUUAUGCGCCGGAGAUUCUAGACAACUUGCUACUCCGAUUUGAAGAGCCGUCGUCGAUGGUGCGGUGGGACUCGCCCCUGAUGACCGUGCCAUGGACAGAUGAGGACGUACCUGCCGACGAGAUAUGGAAAGUGAUUACUGCAGGCAUAGUCAAGCCGCCGAACGCCGGCACCCAAGCUGUUCCCAAGGCUCCAACCGACGCGCUGCGAACGCUGGAGAGCACAGCCGCCGCGAUGGUUGCCGCGAUCAUGGCAGAGCAGGCUGCGCUGCAAGGCGCCGGCGGGCCCGUCACACUUUCCCUCGGUGCGUCGCUGAGGCCUCGUCUGAUCCUCCCUGCCCGCAAUAUCACGCUCUCAGAGCUGCAACGGCUCAAACGGCAGUUCGUGACUGUCCAUAAGAAAGUGAUCACGCUCGGGACUACGGAAAAGGGUACCAUGGACUGGAGCGAGGACAGUGUUGCGGACAGGUUUGCUGCCUAUAUCGAGGCUAACCUC
This is a messenger RNA of Laetiporus sulphureus 93-53, 1031 nucleotides long. RefSeq names its product chromatin associated protein KTI12. The annotation marks the transcript as partial. Lineage: Eukaryota; Fungi; Basidiomycota; Agaricomycetes; Polyporales; Laetiporaceae. The transcript is spliced from 5 exons. The record is from RefSeq and is a predicted model, not a curated record.